Molecule: messenger RNA, 430 nt
Organism: Pseudonaja textilis
Lineage: Eukaryota; Metazoa; Chordata; Lepidosauria; Squamata; Elapidae
Source: RefSeq, a predicted model, not a curated record
GAAAGUCGGCUUUACAAACCACCCUGGUUUCUUUUCGGUGCCGGCUUCUCUCCCGUCCUCACGCAAAGAGUUCUCCGCCACUGUCUGAUCCCUUUUCCUCCCUUCCUCAGGCCUGCCGGGACUUUCUGGAUCUUGCAGAGGCCCACAGCAGAAAAUGGCAACGGGCUCUCCAGCAUGAAUGCGAGCAGCGUAUCCGCCUGGAGGAGACCAUUGAACAGCUGGCCAAGCAGCACAACAACUUAGAACGGGCUUGUCGGGGGGCGCCCAGUCUCUCCGCGAACCCUGCGGCUCACGCAUCCCGAGGAGGAGGAAGCGUGCAGAGCGGAAAAGCAGAACCCAGUGAUGAAGAUGAGGAGACGGAGUACUUCGAUGCUAUGGAAGACGCUCAGGCUGUCAUCGCAGUAGCUUCAGAGCCUUCAGAUCAUCACCG